UACGUUCGUCUACCCCUAUGGGGCCACGUUAAAUGUGAUGAAGCCUGCUGUGGCCGUUCUGUCCACUGGAUCUGUGUGUUUUCCACUCAACAGGCCUGUUCUGGCCUUCCACCAGUCAAAGAACGCUGGCAAACUGGCCGUUCUGGGCUCCUGCCACAUGUUCAGUGACCAGUACCUGGACAAGGAGGAGAACAGCAGGAUAUUGGAUGUUGUUUUCCAGUGGCUUACAACCGAUAGCAUUCAUCUCAACCAGAUUGAUGCAGAAGACCCAGAGAUCACAGACUACAUGAUGCUGCCGGACACAGGGAGUCUGUCCGAGCGCCUGAGAGUGUGUCUGCAGGAGGGAGACGAGAACCCGCGAGAUUUCACAUCUCUCUUCGACAUGUCCCUGCUAAAGCUGCACACAAACACUCUUCCUUCUGUCCUGGAUGCUUACAAGCAGCUGAAUGUCAAACACGAGGCUCUCCAGCUGAUCACACCGCAGUUUGAAACCCCUCUGCCUCCUCUGCAACCUGCCGUUUUUCAGCCGGCCUUUAGAGACCUUCCUCCGCCAAUGCUGGACCUGUUUGACCUGGACGAGACCUUCUCCUCUGAGAAAGUCAGGCUUGCUCAACUCUCCAAUAAAUGUACCGAUGAUGAUCUUGAAUUUUAUGUACGUAAAUGUGGAGACAUUUUAGGAGUGACCGGGAAUUUGGACAAAGACAAACGAGAUGCCAAGCACAUACUGGAGCACGUCUUCUUCCAAGUGGUGGAGUUCAAGAAACUCAAUGAAGAGCACGAUGUGGACACUGCAGAAGCGAGGUUCAACAUGUACUGAAGCAGGAGCUCAGGAGGGUUUAUUUAUGAGAUUUGUGUGUACAUUAUAGAGACUCAAUCUGCAGUGGAGCUGUAAACACAACACUUCUGGUGCAAGAAUGAUCAGGUGUGGUUUAUCAAUUUAUAACUAUAAUUAUGAACUCUUCAAGCCUAUGGUUUAAGGAGUUAACCUUUCAGUUUUGUCAAUAAAUAUGAGCUUUUGUAUAUCCACA
Messenger RNA from Danio aesculapii, 1028 nucleotides. It is a transcript of the gene ift52, whose product is annotated as intraflagellar transport 52 homolog (Chlamydomonas). The transcript has 8 exons. Gene Ontology annotation, cellular component: cilium; centriole; intraciliary transport particle B. The record is from RefSeq and is a predicted model, not a curated record. Gene Ontology annotation, biological process: intraciliary transport; cilium assembly. The coding region runs from base 38 to 817 and encodes 259 amino acids. NCBI's taxonomy places the organism in Eukaryota, Metazoa, Chordata, Actinopteri, Cypriniformes, Danionidae.